AUGGUGAAAUCAACCCAAUCAACAACAAGUGAACCAGCCUACUAUCUCCCUCAUCAUGGAGUCUUAAGGGAAAGCAGCAUCACAACCAAGCUGCGAGUAGUUUUCAACGGUUCAAAAACCACCAGCUCAGGUCUUUCACUCUACGAUGUGCUUCACACCGGUCCAAAAGUGCAACUAGACAUCUUCGACGUACUCAUAGGAAUUCGCACUCAUAAACUCAUCUUCAUAACAGAUAUCACGAAGAUAUUUAGACAGAUUUUGGUCGACGAACGCGAUCAAUCAUUUCAACAAAUACUCUGGUUCAACCAACAAGGCCAAAUAACUCCAUAUAAACUCACUACGGUCACCUACGGGACCAGACCAGCUCUAUAUUUGGCCGUUCGUGCUCUACUUCAAUUGGUUGAAGACGAAGGACAUCGAUUUCCUCUUGCGAUCAUUCCACUCACCCACGGAAGAUAUGUUGACAAUAUACUUGGUGGUGCCGAUGACUUGAACUCAUUACAACAAGUUGCUGAUCAACUUGAAGCACUCUGCAAGGCGGGCGGAUUCCCUCUUGCUAAAUGGACAAGCAAUCAUCCAAAAUUACAACAACUCAAUCAUGUGGAAGCGAUCAAAAAUCACAAAUUCGAGGAUUCAGACUCCAGCACCAAGAUUCUGGGCAUGUACUGGUCCUCACACUCAGAUCAGUUCUAUUUCACAUACUCACCACCAUGCUCAACUCAAAAAUUUACAAAAAGGAUCAUUUUAUCAGAGAUUGCUCAAAUCUUUGAUCCUCUUGGAUUUCUCGCACCACUCAUCAUUCGAGCCAAGGUAUUCAUGCAGGAGCUUUGGCUCGAAAAGCUCAGCCGGGACACUCCAUUGGCAGCCAAUCAACGGUAUAAGUGGAGAAACUUCAAAAAUGAACUCAAACUUAUCUCUAAAAUCAAAAUUCCAAGAUGGAUCCACUCAUCCUCGUGCUCAACCACCGAAAUCCAUGGAUUCUCGGACGCUUCUCAAUUGGCAAUGGCAGCUGCCGUAUUUAUCAAAGUCCACACACCUGCUCAUGGAGUCAGAGUUACGCUGCUCUGCUCUAAAACCAAGGUAGCUCCGUUAAAACGACUAACGAUACCAAGGUUAGAACCCACCGCAGCUCACAUGUUGGCAAAACUCACAAAACACUGCCAGAGCACUCUAAAUCUCACUCAAUCGCCAACAUACUUGUGGACGGACUCAACAAUUACACUCACGUGGAUUAAAUCUCAUCCGUCUCGCUGGAAGAAGUUUGUUCGGAAUAGGGUGUCGCAUAUUCAAGAUCUACUUCCAGAUGGCCACUGGAAUUUCGUUCCGGGCACACAAAAUCCAGCAGACUGCGCAAUACGAGGGUUGACACCUACUCAACUCCGUGAUCAUCAACUAUGGUGGACUGGCCCACCAUGGUUGCUCAAGAGUUCAUCGUCCUGGCCUAAAUGUCCAUCAAUUGAUGAUACAGGAGCUCAAGCAGAAGAACGACCUGGACUGGCCCUGUUCUCAUCGAAUUCAUCACUGAAAUCAAAUUGGCCUAUCAUGGAACGGCCAAUACCACUCCUACGCAUGUUACGAGCUACUGCAAUCUGCUUUAGACUCCGUAACAUGAUCAAGAAAUCACCAAACUCAUCACUCAAGGCUCCGAUUACUUCUGACGAAGUAAUUUUUGCACACAACUUCUGUAUCAAAGAAACUCAACGCAUUCAUUUUUCAAACGAGAUCAAGAUGCACUCCAAACACGCACCAUGGCCUAAUGGUCAUCCAUUUGCUCGAUUGGUUGCAUUCAUUGACACCGACGACAUCAUUCGAGUAGGUGGACGGUUGGAAAAUUCUCCAAAUCACUCAACAUGA
Messenger RNA from Microplitis mediator, 1854 nucleotides. RefSeq lists its product as uncharacterized. The coding region runs from base 1 to 1854 and encodes 617 amino acids. Lineage: Eukaryota; Metazoa; Arthropoda; Insecta; Hymenoptera; Braconidae. The record is from RefSeq and is a predicted model, not a curated record. The transcript has a single exon.